Vicia faba (fava bean) is the source of this 603-nucleotide messenger RNA. Lineage: Eukaryota; Viridiplantae; Streptophyta; Magnoliopsida; Fabales; Fabaceae. The record is from the annotation of a GenBank genome assembly.
AUGGAGGAGCAAUUCAUACUCAGAGUUCCACCGAAUGUUGCGGAACAGAUAGAGCGUCUUCUUAACGAAAGCAAUCCGUCUUCAUCGUCUGAAGACAAGUCGCUAGAUUUGCAAUUUACCGAGGAUGGAAGAAGCGGCGAGUUUGUUAUUGGGGAUGAGCACUUCCCAGCUUAUCUACUGGACCUUCCUUCUGUUGUUGAAUCAUACAAGACUUACGACGAUAACUCUUUGGUUAAGACCGCAGAUAUUAGUCAGAUGAUUAUGGUGAGGGAAUCCGGUGAUGCUGCUCCAGAUGUAAUUGAAUGUAGACAUGGCCUCACCCCUCCUAUGAGAGACGCCCGCAAGCGGAGAUUCCGCAGAGAGCCUGACCUUAAUCCUGAGCUUGUCUCUCGUGUUGAGAAAGAUCUUCUCAAAAUCAUUGCUGGAGGAACGGCUGAUAAUCUUGAUGUGGAAAUAGCUGAGCAAGAAGGGGAUGAGAAUGCUCGAGGUGCUAACAAAAAACCUGCAGCUACACCUGUAUCAAAACAUGAUGUUCCAGAGAGUCAUACAAACGCCGGGGAUAAUGAUAGGAGUGACUCUGAUGAAUCUGAUGAGUCAGUUUGA